AUGCCUCGGCUUUAUCACACCAAGUCAAAGACUGGUUGUGCUCGCUGCAGAGCUCGCCGCGUCAAGUGCGAUGAAGCCAAACCAAAGUGUAAUUCCUGCGCCCGCCAUCAAGUAAGCUGUCUGUACGACAGAACAGACUGCUGGAAGACCUCGAAGCCAGAUGACAAUAGCGCCACCGAUCCAGCAUUGCAUCGGGAGUCGGUGCCUCUAAUGUCGGCAGAAAGCCGUGAUCGCCGCUAUUUAGAACUCCGGUUGCUUCACAUGUGGACCACCGAGGUCUGUCAGACGCUCCCGGGCAGCUACGAUGCACAAAAUCUAAGAAUCUGGGCUCACGAUGUCCCCAAGAUUGCUCUUGACUAUGAACCUUUACUCACCGCCAUUUUCUCCAUCACUCUCUUCUACAUGGUAUGCAACAACUCUCAGGUCGACAUUGGAAAGGACGAGCUAUUUGCACACAGAGCAAGAUAUUUUCAGGCUGCUCUACGGGACCACCGACAGGCACUUGGCUCUAUGGACCAUCGCACUGCCAAUGGGGCCAGCUUCACUUCCGUUAUUCUCAUAUUUGAUGCUUUCGCCAGUCUCAGAGAGCGAUGGAUUCAACCCAUCGACCCCAAUAUACCAUAUAAGUCACCGACAGAAUGGCUUCGGAUGUGCAGGGGGGCCAGAAAUGUCGCUGCGGUCGGACUACGCAUGAUCGGUAAAGACUCUGACACAACUUUCGGUAUCAUGGCCAGAGGCGCUGCCGCUUUCAUCGAUCCAGAGGUCAUCUAUACAGAAGCUAAUCGUGCCCGGUUCGCUCACUUGCUGUCUGUAAUUGCUGGCAAGCCUGAGAAUGACAUCGAUAAUAAGGCAUAUGUAACAGCGGUUGCGUACAUUGGAUCGGUCGCGGCAGCAAUGGAAGCAGGAGAAAUUCCUCUGAAAGUUGCUCGAAGAGUUACAAUUUUCCCCUUCAUCUUGCAUGAUCGUUUCAUCACCUUGAUUGAGAUGCUAAGCCCACGUGCCCUGGUUAUCCUCGGCCACUACUUCGCUUUGCUAAGUCACCUGGACGGGAUAUGGUGGAUGAGCAAUUAUCCAGAAAAGGAAAUUGAAGCCAUCAACGACAGCCUCAGCAGCGAGUGGCAGGGCAUGAUGGCGUGGCCGCUACAGGUACUUCGCGAGCGUGGUCAACGAUCCGCUGUGCGUGGCAGUGAGAAGUGAAGUUUUGGACAACCUAUUCCGUCAUGAUUAUUUCGG
Molecule: messenger RNA, 1233 nt
Organism: Trichoderma atroviride IMI 206040
Lineage: Eukaryota; Fungi; Ascomycota; Sordariomycetes; Hypocreales; Hypocreaceae
Source: RefSeq, a predicted model, not a curated record